UACAGGAGCAGAAAGACGCCUGAGGACAACUUCUAUCCAAACCAUCAUUUAAACCCUCAAGUCAAUGUAAAUAGCCUACCUCUAUUAAAUCUAUAGACAUAAUUUAAACAAGAUUAGCUAUUGAUUUCUUAACCUUUUUGUCUAAUGUACCUACCGAUUUUAUAGGGUUUUUCUAUACAGCUUGUAGCCUAUCAACUAAUGUAAUUGCCUUUACUGAAACUGACAUUUUUAAACAAUUAAUCUGAGGAAGUUAAUAAAUAGAUAUCGAUUCAAUUUUAAACAACAAAAAUAGAUAAAUAUGAGGCAUCCUCCAGUUAAUGUAGACAACCGGUGGUGGUGGGGUUGUAGUACGGAACAGACCUAAUUAUUGUCUUGAACAUACGCAACUUCUAAAAGUUUUUCCCAGGUAAACUUUGAUAAGACUGCGUAGCCUAAGCAAUUCAGACCCUGAUAUUUUUCUCUCUUGAUUCCUAAACGUUAAAGAUGCAUCCUAACUUGGGUACCUGGCUGGGCGCAGUGACGCUCCUCGUCUGGACCUUCAUCUGCAUCGGGACGCUUGCGGAAGGCUACCCGGUCAAACCAGAAAACCCCGGCGAAGAUGCGCCCACGGAGGAACUGGCCAAGUAUUACUCCGCUCUCAGACAUUACAUCAACCUCAUCACAAGGCAGAGGUGAGUGCUGUGAUCCGGGUGUGAGAAAUUGCUGCUUUAAUUAAAGGGCUGAAGUUUGGAUUUGUGAUUAUCCAAUUGAAAUAUUUGAUGAGUGAGCCACAGGGUAUUGAUUCAUAAUGACAUCAUGAUAUGAUACUGUAGUAGGCUAAUAAUAAACGUAUAUGUUAGCACCUUUCAUACAAAUAAAUAGGGGACAGCCCAAAAUGCUGUGCAAAUGAGCACUUAAAAGAAACAACAAUAAAAAUUGUGAAAGUAGGCUAAUCGAAUGAAUAAUAUCAGACUAUAGAUUGCUAUACCAUAGGCUAAACUUUUCAAAUACUAGCCUAACUAACUAACUAACUAAUUAACUAACUACCUACUAUAUGGAGUGGGACACUAUGAACUCAGCUACUAGUAUAGCUAAAAUUACACUUUGGUUUGUAGCCUAAUAUCUGUGUUAUUACUGACUCUAGUCCAAAUACCAAACUAAUCCAAUCAUUCAGGUGACUAAAAUAACAAAGAUGAGUCACAUAAACUUGUCACUAAUUGCUCUGUGUAUUGUCUGUAUGAAAGAACAUCUUUAUUUCAACAGCAGCACUCCCCUGAUUCUUGAUUAGCAACAUCCCACACACCUCUUUACAGAUUAAGCCAUUCACCCUGCGUUCACUCACACUCUAUUCACUAACCCCCCCCCCCCCCCUCUCUCUCUCUGUGUCUCUCCCAGGUAUGGGAAGAGGUCCAGCCCUGACACACUGGAUACACUGAUCUCAGAAUUGCUGCUGAAGGAGAGCACAGACACGCUCCCACAGUCCAGGUACCUUCACUGUGUGUGUGUGUGUGUGUGUGUGUGUGUGUGUGUGUGUGUGUGUGUGUGUGUGUGUGUGUGUGUGUGUGUGUGUGUGUGUGUGUGUGUGUGUGUGUGUGUGUGUGUGUGUGUGUGUGUGUGUGUGUGUGUGUGUGUGUGUGUGUGUGCGUGUGUGCGUGUGUAUGUGUUUGUGUGUGACUGGACCAGGACACAUAUUGAUAAAGUGUCUCAGAGUAGAAGUGCAGGUUCCCUCUGUCUAUGUAAUCUUAUUCAUUAUGAUCUAAAAGGUGAAACUUAUCCUAGAUCAGCACUCCUACUCUGAGAGGCUUUAUGAAUAUGGACCCUGUUCCCCUGGUCUCAAUAGAAGAAAGUAUGGUGAUCGUUUGUACAUAAUUGUUAUUUGAUACUUUAUAUAUGUUGUCUCUUCCCAGAUAUGAUGAACCAUCGUUGUGGUAACCUUGUCUCUGUCCCCGCCCAGCACCCCGGCUCAUCGCCGUGGCGACGAGCAAUUGACCUCAACAACAUGGCCGCCUCACCAUGGCCGACGCCCCAUCCUAACAAACCCAACUAGCCACCAUGCCCCAUGGAUUUCAUGAUGUAUGCAUCCCCCUCUCUCCCCAUCCUCCAUCCAGAGGCUACUCCUGUGCCAGAUAACUGUUCAGGGUCUUAUGAAAGCCAUUAUCUGUGCAUUGUUAUUCUAAAUCAGUGGAGAUAAUUAUUGAUUGUAUGGUAAAAACCGUGCUAUUAAAUAUUCAUUAUAUAACGGAUCUACUUAUUUGCUGUAGUUGUAAACUUAUUUGAAAUGAGUCUUAAGCCAAGAGAAUAAAUG
This is a messenger RNA of Coregonus sp. 'balchen', 2284 nucleotides long. The record is from the annotation of a GenBank genome assembly. Lineage: Eukaryota; Metazoa; Chordata; Actinopteri; Salmoniformes; Salmonidae.